This is a messenger RNA of Bactrocera dorsalis (oriental fruit fly), 681 nucleotides long. RefSeq lists its product as uncharacterized. Lineage: Eukaryota; Metazoa; Arthropoda; Insecta; Diptera; Tephritidae. The coding region runs from base 4 to 540 and encodes 178 amino acids. The record is from RefSeq and is a predicted model, not a curated record. The transcript has 2 exons.
AAAAUGCAGUCUGCAGCUCCCGGCUUUGUUGAUUGCUUCACUGAAGUGCCGACGCGCGGUUUCAGAAUCUUAUCGCCUUGUGCAAAAAUAAUUUCCAACUCUCCGAUGCGUGUACAACUUUUAGCGAUUUUAGUUCUUCUUGUACUCGGCUUGAUUCAAGGCUAUGAACUAAGAACGACAACCGUUAGUAGCGAUGUACAACCGAAAUCCACACCUUCUUUCAUAAUAUUACUACUGCGUCGCAUCUUCUUUAUACAUUAUCGAAGCAUAACUUAUAGUAAUGGUUCAACCGAGAGAUCUACGCAGGUGAAUAUCGUGAAUGUUCUGUCACCAUCAUCACCUGUAACGGUUGCAACCACUAAUACUAGACGAAAGGAUGCGAGUGCAGACGAUAGUGUUGCGACUCUUGACAAUCCACGUGAUGAUUCCUUUGCAGGCCUUCAUCCGACCUAUAAGUGGAAGUUCCCGAAAAAGUAUGCUGGCGAUUUUAAGAAAGACAUGACUGUGAAAGCUAAACGUCAACGCCAAGAGAAAUUAUAAUGUGUUAUCAUUAUAAUUUUUCGCCUAGUUUUUGUUUUUACAUAUUUUUGUAAUGAAAAUUUAUCUUUUCUGACAAAAUUUUUAUCGUUCCAUUUGCUUUUAUUCAAAAAUAUUAUUAUUAAAAGGAAUCGUCUUAAUGAA